Molecule: messenger RNA, 6735 nt
Organism: Apus apus (common swift)
Lineage: Eukaryota; Metazoa; Chordata; Aves; Apodiformes; Apodidae
Gene: FAM135A
Product: family with sequence similarity 135 member A
Exons: 23
Coding region: 610-5187 (1525 amino acids)
Source: RefSeq, a predicted model, not a curated record
CGCAGGCGACUCCUCAGAGCCGGGGGCGGCCAGAAGAGCCCGGCGCUGGAGCCGAGGAUGCGGCGGCCGCGGGUUUCGCCGCCGCCGGCCUGUGCUUAGCCCGCGGGCGCAGCCCCCCCGGCGGCAGCGGCGAGACUCCGGCACCGGCCGCCUCCCGGCGCCGGGGACCAGGAAGCGGCGCUCGGCCGGCUCCCAGCGCCCCCUCCCCCGCCCGGCGCAGCGCGGGCGCCGGCGGCUCGGGCCGCCGCGGGAGCAGCAGGCGCUGGCGUCGGAUGCCUGCGCUACGCCAUCCCGCUGCUGCCGCGGCCUGGACUCCGCGGGGAGCGCCGGGGAGGAGGCGGAGGGCGAUCGGAGGGCAGCGGCCACCGCUCCUUUGUGUCCCAGACGUACCGCUUUGAAGAGAAACGGCAUAGCCUAAUGGAUUUGAAAAAAUUCUAGUUGGAAAGAUUUGUGGUCAUACUGCUAUGAUAACUGAAGAGUUCAAGCAGUAUGUUUUUGACAGCAAUAGUGAAGAACUUGAAGACUGGUUACUUAACGUACUAAAAUGGAGUAUUUACCAGUGGAGUAACUAAGGUGCUGACAGAUUUUGACUUCUUCAUCCUCUUAAACAUGAGUGAAGUUCAGGCUAUGGUAGAAUUCUCCGUGGAGCUCCACAAAUUCUUCAAUGUGGAUUUGUUUCAAAGAGGCUUUUACCAGAUUCGUGCAUCUAUGAAAAUUCCUCCAAGAAUUCCACACAAAUUAGAAGCUAGCUUGUUACAAGCAACUGGUGCAGAUCUUGCCUUUCCUGCUUCAAUCCAAGACAAUAUAGUGUGCAGUAAAACAUUUCAGAUUCUUUACAAAAAUGAGGAAGUUUCUGUGAACGAUGUGAUGAUUUUCAAAAUAAAAAUGCUUUUAGAUGAGAGGAAGAUUGAGGAAUCUCUUAAUGAAAUGAAUUUUCUGCUAACGUUAGAUCUACACUUCACGGAUACAGACUAUUCACCAGAUGACCUGAGCACACUACAGCCAAUUAGUAGCCGAACUUUAAAGCUGCACUUUAACUUACACCGGGGCCUUCACCAUUACGUCAAUGUCAUGUUUGAUUACUUCCACCUUUCUGUCAUAUCGGUUGUAGUCCAUGCUUCUUUGGUUGCUCUGCAUCAGCCACUGAUAAGUUUUCCUCGCCCGGUGAAGAAUACAUGGUUGAACAGGAAUGCACCAGCACAAAACAAGGACUCUGUGGUUCCUUCUCUUGAAAGUGUGGUCUUUGGCAAUAACUACACAAAACAGUUAUCAGCAGAUGGUUGCAGUUUUGUUGUUUCAGAGUCUUUCCUCAGCCAUGCCUAUAAUUUUCACUAUACGCUUUGUGCCAGUUUGCUGCUUGCUUUCAAAGGGUUACAUAGCUAUUUCAUUAUGAUAACAAAGGAACUCCCCUCUUCUCACCGAAUUGAACUGGCCAAGGCCAGCAUGCAGGUCCUUUAUGAACGCCUUCUCAGAAGAAAAUAUCCACGCACCCAGAGAGACGCCUACCUAGAAAACGUAGAUGUAGACAUUCGUCUUAAAGAAUUGUGUGAAGAAGUAAAGAAAAUGGAAAAUCCUGAUGAACUGGCAGAACUUAUAAAUAUGAAUCUUGCUCAGCUUUGCUCACUUCUGAUGGCACUCUGGGGGCAAUUUCUGGAGGUCAUUACCUUACAAGAGGAGGUCACAGCACUGCUUGCACAAGAGCAUCACACAUUAAGGGUGCGCAGGUUUGCAGAAGCAUUUUUUUGUCUUGAGCAUCCUAGGCAAGCUGCCCUUGCCUAUCAAGAACUGCAUGCUCAAAGUCAUCUACAGAUGUGUGCAGCUAUCAAAAAUACUUCCUUCUGCAGUUCUCUUCCACCUCUCCCUAUUGAAUGCAGUGAACUAGAUGGAGAUAUGAACUCCUUGCCUAUCAUCUUUGAAGAUCGAUAUUUAGAUUCAAUUACUGAAGAUCUGGAUGUACCCUGGUUGGUAGUUCAGAGUCUUCCAAGGUCAGAGUCCAAUAAAAUGGAUAAAUUUGAAGCUGAAGAAGGUUUUGUAGCUGGUGUUACCAGCCCAGAACUGAAAAUAAGACCUGCAGGUGCCUCCAGCCUUUGGCAUCCAGAAAGUGAAAAGAUGCUAACAAAAACUUUGAAAGGGAAAAGUGAAGAUGCAAAUAAAUCCAAAGUUAAAGUUACUAAGCUCAUGAAAACAAUGAAACCUGAAAACACAAAAAAAGUUGUGAAACAGAACUCUAAGGACUCUGUGGUCUUAGUAGGCUACAAGUGUUUGAAAAGUGCAGCACUGGAAGAUGCCUCUAGAAGCUCAGAAGGCAGGCCUUCAUACAAUGCUGACGAAGGGCUGGACCCUAAAUUAGGAGGGUUUCCUUGUGAUACAAAGACCUGCAGCAGGCAAGCAAGUCAAAGAGAACUUCCAUUUUUGCCAUCUGAAACUGAGGAAAAGACUGCCAAGAUUGAAGGUGGCCAGUCAGGUCCAGGUAACACCAUGCACUGUGAAAAUGUGGCUAUUUUUGGUAGACUUAGUAUCUCCCAGACAGGUGCUGGAACUAUACAAGCAGAUAGUGCUCUACAAUCCAGAGGUACACUUGAAGGUUGCCAUGCAGGUCAACCAGCUUCCUCAGGAGUUAGGACAAUUGAGGUCAAACCAAGUAAUAAGAAUCUCUAUGAAGGGGAGAAAGUAACUGUUCACAUUGGAUCAUGGGCUGAGUUUCCGCAAGGUGGAAUGCAAGGAGAGAAUUUCCAGACCCCCAAUAUUCAGUCUUCAGAAUCUGGAAAUAAAUUGAAUCCAGAAGAACAGGAACCAGCACUUGAAAAGGAAAAUCAGAGAAACUUCCAACAUACCAUUGACAGCUUGACAAAAAUUAAAAAUAAUCAGCCUACUCUUUCUACAAAAGAAAGUCAGCUUUCUGCAAGUGGAGAUGUGGCUAAAGUACCAGAUGUUAGCGUGACAUAUGCCUCUUCUAGGUUUUCAGAUUCAGGUGUAGAAAGUGAACCAAGUUCUUUUGCAACUCACCCCAAUCCUGAUCAGGUUUUUGAAAAUGUUCAAGGGCAAAGCACAUACAACGGUGAGAAAGCACUUCCUCAGCUUUUACUAAAACCAGACUGUGCUAUAAAAAAUGCAAUAGAAAGUCAUUGCACUGAGAGUACCAGUGCUGUAAGUGAAAUACAGUCAUCUCUGACAUCCAUAAAUUCGCUGCCAUCAGAUGAUGAUGAGCUGUCACCUGAUGAGAAUUCGAAGAUAUCUAUUGUACCUGAAUGCCAGCUAAGUGACAGUAAAACAGUAUUGGAUCUUGGAGCAAUUGACUUGCCAAAAUGUGAUGACAGUAAAAAAUCAAACACGAAUUUGCAACAACAGUGUGUUGCAUUUUCAGGGCACUUGGAUAACAAAGCUCCGUCUUUACAUUCCUCGCUCUCAGGAACAAAAGAUCUUUUACACUUAGUUGUUUCAGAUGCGGAUAUGUCUACUGAUAUGAAAAGUCACAGCCCACAGGCAGACUUUGGCACAACCUGCAAGGACUCUCAGGACCUCGAAAGGCAUCUUAACACUACAGAAGAAACAGUUAAGUUGCAUUUGGAAAUAAUUUGUACGGGUGAGCCAUCCAUUGUUUCAAGUUCUUCAUCUGUAAAUGCAGAGGAUGAGGUUGAAAAAAAAUAUGAAGGAAAACAUGAUGAGCAUUUAGGACUAAAGGAGACAAUGGAAGAACUGUCAGUAGCUAAAACUGAAACUGGUACAGAUAAUCCUUCUCCAACCAGUAGUACUGACAUGGUAAAGCAAGGGCUUGUCGAAAACUAUUUUGGCUCUCGAAGCAGCACAGAUAUUUCAGAUAUUUGGCCUAUGGACAACAGCAAUCCUGUUAGUCCGCAAAAGGAAACGUAUGAAAAACAAAUAUUUUGUUCUUCCCAACAAGAUGAGGAGGAAGAAGAGGAUCAAGAAAUGAUUGAAAACGGGUAUUAUGAAGAAACGGACUAUAGUAUAUUAGAUGGAGCUGCCAGUGCUGACCAGGAUCGUGGCUCAGCAGAAGAGACCCUGAGAUCUGAAAGGAUUGAUAGUGGGCAUCUGCGAGAUGUAAUGACGGUGCCUCCUGUCUGCACUCCUGGCUGUCUGUCUUUUCCUUCUUCUCUGAGAGACUCUCCUUGCAAUGUUAUCUGUUCUUCAAGGCGUAAAUCUGAUGCAAUUACACAACAGCCAGGCAGCACAUCCUAUAGCUCAGCCUCAUCCGUUUCCUGGUAUGAAAGCUCCCCAAAACCUCAAAUGUUAGCUUUCCUACAGGCUAAAGAAGAACUGAAGCAACUUAAACUUCCUGGAUUUAUGUAUAGUGAUGUUUUCAAACUGGCUUCUUCAAUACCUUACUUCAGUAUGGAAGAGGAAGACUGCUCAGAAGAAGGAAUACAUCUUAUAGUCUGUGUCCAUGGCCUAGAUGGUAACAGCGCAGAUCUAAGAUUAGUGAAGACUUACAUUGAGCUAGGGCUGCCUGGAGGGAGAAUAGAUUUUCUCAUGUCUGAAAGGAAUCAGAAUGAUACCUUUGCUGAUUUUGAUUCCAUGACAGAUCGCCUUUUAGAUGAAAUUAUACAGUAUAUACAAAUUUAUAAUCUAAACCUUUCAAAAAUCAGCUUUAUUGGACACUCACUGGGUAAUCUAAUAAUCCGUUCAGUGCUCACAAGACCUCGAUUUAAGUAUUACCUCAACAAACUUCAUACCUUCCUGUCCCUGUCUGGACCACACCUUGGUACCCUCUACAACAGCAGUGCUCUUGUUAAUACAGGUCUGUGGUUUAUGCAGAAGUGGAAGAAGUCUGGUUCUUUACUGCAGUUGACAUGUCGAGACCAUUCAGAUCCACGACAAACAUUCUUAUACAAACUUAGUAAAAAAGCAGGUCUUCAUUACUUCAAAAACAUUGUGUUAGUAGGCUCUCUGCAGGAUCGUUAUGUUCCUUAUCACUCAGCUCGCAUUGAGAUGUGUAAAACAGCUUUAAAGGAUAAACAAUCAGGACCAAUUUAUGCUGAAAUGAUCCAGAACCUGCUUCUGCCAGUUCUUCAAAAUAAGGAAUGUAAUUUGGUUCGUUAUAAUGUAAUUAAUGCAUUACCCAAUACAGCAGAUUCUCUCAUAGGGAGAGCUGCACACAUUGCUGUUCUUGAUUCAGAAAUAUUUUUAGAAAAAUUCUUUCUUGUUGCUGCCCUAAAAUAUUUUCAGUAGAGAAAAGCAUUGUAAGAGACUUCUUUAUUACCUCAUUAACAGAUGAAUCAAAUAAUGUGUGGUAUAAGUAUAGCUGCAGCUGUAUUUUAAGAGAUAUUUAUACUUUUUAUAUGGAAGAUAAUUUAUAUCAUCCACACUUACGGCUUUUUAACAUCAACUUUACUUUCUAGGUAAUGUGGCUGUGCAAUAUUUUUUAUUUUGUUCUUUUUACUUUUCUAUCACUUUUUCUUAAUUUUGGGUACCUAAUCAUUUGGAGAUUAAAGCACAGUGCAUUUUUGUGGUUGGUUUAUUAUUGGCUCUUAGACUACAAAAGUCAAUGUUCCUUGGUUAUGUUUUACAAGAGGCUUUAGAUGCCAAAAUAAAUUGGAUUUAAAAAUUCUAAUAAGGUCUUACACAUUCAGUUGUCGUAUUUUAGCACUGUAGAAAGUUGAACUGGAAACACAGCGAGCUGCUAAAAUAUUGGGUAUUUGAAAAAUGACUAUAUCUGUGGGGGUCUCACAAAGACUGUUACCGAGUUGUCUGUUCAGAUCCCUACAGCUGAACAGUUGUCUACAAAACCAUCAGCAUUGUUGUUAAAUAUGUGAUGCCUCCGGGAAUAUGUUUUCUGCUGAUCUCAAAAACACGUUAGUUUACAUACUGAGUUUUAUUACUGGAACCUGUUUUCAGAAGCAAAUGGCAACUAAGGAUUUUUGAAUGUUUCAUGAUAGCUGCCUUCAAAUAAUUGGGGUUUUGCAAACUGCAUUAAAAUGGCUCCUUGCUCUGUCGGUUCUUCAGAUGAACAUGGACAGUUUUACAUGGACUUCUUCCUUGUAUGUACGUAAAAUAAGUAAAUGUUAUAAAUUUCUGCAAUACUUUUAUGAAUUUAAGCAAUUUUUAAAUAUUGUUAAAAUGUUUUAUUGACUACAAAGUAUUGUAAAUAUAAAUCAAUACAUCUUCAAAUGGGACAAUAUUGUAAACUUUACCUGUUUAGUGAUACAGAUAAAAUGUUUUUGAUAUACAGGAAUGUUAAAGGUCUAUUGACUUUCUACUGGUGCUGAAUAGCAUUAAGUUUGGUUUCUCCUUCCUUCCCUUUUUUGGUUUCAAACAGUAAUUCACUCAAGGGGGGGAGGAAGAGUUACAUGUGCAUUCACUAAUUGUAAUGAACAUUUUUUGAAAAAUAUAAAUUUGUUGUAUAAUGCAUGUUUAUUUUUAGCAUUGUGUUAUUGCAUCUGGUGUUAAUAAAAUGAACAAAUUACUCUAAUGGAAGCAAUUAAAGAAACUGAAAUGUUCUGCUAAUUACAAAAAUUCUGGGGAGGCUUUAUUGUAUAUAAUUAACAAUUUUGUAUUAUUUGAAAUGAAUAUAGCAAUAAUAGUUUAUAAUGAAGUGAUUUUGCAUUUGGUUUGUUAAUAUGGUCUUUGUGAUACAUUUUUUUCUCUGUAGUGUGCAAGUUUCAGGUUACCACCUAUGGUUUGGCAACGUACACACUUAAAAGAGUAUUUUAUUGGAGUUGUGUUAGGCAAGUCCUUAGGACACAAAGAUAUCUUAAAUACAUUCCCACUCUAACAAUG